ACUUUGGAGUUCCUAAGUCGUGCAGCGUGCGCGACGGUAGUGACGCGUACUACCGGGAGUAUGGCGGAUACCGGCUUGCGCCGCGUGGUUCCUAGCGACCUUUAUCCCCUCGUGCUCGGCUUUCUGCGUGAUAACCAACUUUCGGAGGUGGCCAACAAAUUUGCAAAAGCUACAGGCGCUACACAGCAAGAUGCCAAUGCUUCUUCCCUCUUGGACAUCUAUAGCUUCUGGCUCAAUAGGUCCACCAAAGCCCCAAAGAGGAAAUUACAGUCAAAUGGGCCAGUGACCAAGAAGGCUAAAAAGGAGGCUUCGUCCAGUGACAGUAGUGAGGACAGCAGUGAGGAGGAAGAUAAAGCCCAAGCACCCCCAGCGAAGAAGGCUGCUGUCCCUGCCAAGCGAACCAGUCUGCCUCAGCAUGCUGGGAAGGCAGUAGCCAAAGCUUCAGAGAGCAGCAGUAGUGAAGAAUCCAGUGAUGAAGAGGAGGAAGAAGACAACAAAAAGAAGAAGCCUGUCCAGCAGAAGGUAGCUAAGUCCCAAGCCAAGGCAGUCAGAACUCCUCCUAAGAAAGCCAAGAGCUCGGAGUCCGAGUCUGACUCAAGCUCGGAGGAUGAAACACCGCAGACCCAGAAGCUAAAGACAGCUACGGCAGCCAAAGCUCAGCCGAAAGCCUCAGCCAAGCCAGGUUCACCAGCAAGAGCACAGCCUAAAGCAACCAAUGGCAAAGCAGCCAGCAGCAGCAGCAGCAGUGAUAGUAGCAGUGAAGACUCCGAGGAGGAGAAGGCAGCACCACCCCCCAAGAUGCAGACUAUACCUAAAAAGCAAGUCAUGGCCAAGGCACCAAUAAAAGUAGCUGCCACCCCUACCCAGAAGAGCUCUAGCAGUGAAGAGUCUUCUAGUGAAGAGGAAGAACAGAAAAAGCCCGUGAAGAAAAAACCAGGUCCUUACAGUUCAGUCCCACCACCUUCUGUUCCCUUGCAAAAGAAGUCCUUGGGAACCCAGUCUCCAAAGAAAGCUGCCGUGCAGAAACAGCCUGCAGAAAGCAGUGAGGACAGCAGUGAGGAGUCUGAUUCAAGUUCUGAGGAAGAGAAAAAAACCCCUGCUAAAGCAGUCCUCUCCAAGACACCUGCCAGACCCGCUCCAGUGAAGAAGAAAGCAGAGAGCUCUUCAGACAGCUCGGAUUCUGACAGUUCUGAGGAUGAAACUCCUGCCAAGCCGGUCAGUACCACCAAGAAUUCCUUAAGCAAGUCAGCUGUCACUCCCAAGCCAUCUGCAGCUAAGGCAGCUGUAACUCCUAAGCAACCUGCAGGCAGUGGCCAGAAACCUCAGACCAGAAAGGCUGACAGUAGCUCUAGCGAGGAGGAGAGCAGCUCCAGCGAGGAGGAGACGACAAAGAAAACUGUGACAACCCCCAAGCCCAAGGUGGCUGCUAAAGCAGCACCAUCUCUGCCCACCAAGCAGGCUCCUCAGGCUGCAGACAGCAGCUCCGACUCAGACAGCUCCAGCAGUGAUGAAGAGAAGACACCUAAGCCUCCAGCUAAGAAGGCAGCAGGAGGUCAAACCGCAUCCAAACCAGCCGCCGCCGUGAAGAAAGCAGCAGCCGAGAGCAGCAGCUCCUCCGAAGACUCCAGUGAGGAGGAAGAGGAGGAGAAGCCCAAGGGCAAGGGCACUACUAAACCACAGGCCAGCAAGGCCAAUGGCACUCGAGCUUCUCAGAACGGAAAAGCAGACGGGGAAAGCGAGGAGGAGGAAGAGGAAGAGGAGGAGAUGAAAAAGGCAGCUGUGUCGGUUUCAAAGCCAGGUUCAGGAAAGAAACGAAAGCAGAAUGAGACAGCAGAAGAAGCAGAGACUCCUCCUCAAGCUAAGAAAGUUAAGCUCCAGACUCCAAACACGUUUCCAAAAAGGAAGAAAGCAGAAAAAAGGGCAUCGUCCCCAUUCCGAAGGGUCAGGGAAGAGGAGAUAGAGGUGGAUUCACGAGUAGCAGACAAUUCCUUUGAUGCCAAGCGAGGGGCAGCUGGAGACUGGGGUGAGCGAGCCAAUCAGGUUCUGAAGUUCACCAAAGGCAAGUCCUUCCGCCAUGAAAAAACGAAGAAAAAGCGGGGCAGCUACCGGGGAGGCUCCAUCUCUGUCCAGGUCAAUUCCGUCAAGUUUGAUAGUGAAUGACCUGUGGCCAUCUAGAAAAGGAAGGUGAUGUUGGGAGACUGGCCUGUCACCUCCAGUGGACCAGAGACUCGGUGUUGUUAGGGGAGGGUCUCGGCAAGGACGGUUUUGAGCAGAUUCUGACUGUCGCCUUUUAUGUUCCUCUUUGUGUGGGUUUGUUUUUGAGUGUUGUCGUUGCCUUCCUGUUCUGGGGGUCUUCAUACUGAGAAGUUUUAUAUUUUAUAUUAAAUCAUUUCGUACAGA
Molecule: messenger RNA, 2400 nt
Organism: Myodes glareolus (Bank vole)
Lineage: Eukaryota; Metazoa; Chordata; Mammalia; Rodentia; Cricetidae
Gene: Nolc1
Product: nucleolar and coiled-body phosphoprotein 1
Cellular component (GO): nucleoplasm; nucleolus
Molecular function (GO): protein binding
Source: RefSeq, a predicted model, not a curated record